GGAAGAUGAGAUGUGCUGGGAGUUGAUGGCCUUGAGGGAGGUGUUGGGUGCUGUGAUUGGGCAAAAAAAAAAAAAGAGCUGAUUUGGGAGGAGAGAGCAAGAGGAGCCCCAGGGGUGUGUCCCCGUGGGCCUGGGUGGGGUGUGGCAGGGAUGGGAGCAGUGCUGGACUCGCUGGCAGGUCUGUGUGGGGAAGAUCCAUAAGGCAGCUCUUCCUGCCACCAAGGACUUUGGUUUUGGACCUCGAUGGUGUGGAGAUGUGGGAGAGAUGGUAGGAGCCCAGAGGGCAGUGCCCUCCUGCAGCCUCAAAGGGUUAACAGGUCCCAGGGAGCCUGGAGGGGCCGUUCACACCCUCUGCCCAAUCCUGGGAAUCCCUCGGUGUUAAUUGAGCACUAACCAGAUCAAAGGCUCCAAUCAGGCGAUCAACACCCCCCUGGCCCCUCUCUUGGUGUCCCACCCUGGCUGCUCUUUGUCUGCAGAAGGAGAGUGGAGCAAUGUGGCUUCUCCCCAGCUUCAGAGCCUGCCUGGCCUGGGCUCUGCUCAGCCUGGUCCUGGGGAUGGAGUUAAGUUUGCAGGAAAGUUUCCUGUUAAAAGCCUUGGGUUUGAGCACCAAGCCCAGCCCCAAAGCCCCCGUUCCUGUGCCCCCUGUGCUCUGGAGGAUCUUCCAGAAGAGAAAGAUGCUGCCUUCUACAAACAGAGACCCGGUGGAUGCCUGUAGGGUGGAGGAAUUUAAUGUCCCUGGGAACAUCAUCCGUGUCUUUGCUGACCAAGGCCACUUCAUUCACAGCAGGCAGCCCCAGAGGCUGCUGUGUCUGCAGAAACGUCUGUACUUUAACCUCUCUGUGCUGGAGGAGGACGAGCACUUGACCAUGGCUCAGCUGGAGGUCAAAUUCAGCCACAACUCCUACCACACCUCCAGCCAGGGGCAGGGCUUUGAGCUGAGGCUCUACCAAACCUCCCAGCUGCCCCUGAGGGAGAUGCCCUCCCAGGAGCCCGGCCGGAAGCUGCUGGUGGAACAAUCCUUUGUGCAGCUGCACAAAUCUCUUCUCUUCAACCUGAGCGGGGCUGCCAAGGACUGGAGAACGUUCAGCAGGAACCUGGGCCUGAUCCUGGAGAUCUCGGUGAGCGGCAGGGAUGGAGCAUCAGCCCUGGGCAGCGAGGGGCUGCAGGGCCUCUGCACCAGCAUCAACUCCUUCCUGGACACCUCCCUCCUGGUGGUGACCCUCAGCCAGCAGUGCAAGGCUUCCCGGAGGAGGAGAAGUGCUCGUUACCCCCCUGUGACCCCCAGCAACCUCUGCAGGCCCCGCAGGCUUUACAUCAGCUUCAGCGACGUGGGCUGGGAGAACUGGAUCAUCGCCCCCCAGGGCUACAUGGCCAAUUACUGCCUGGGGGAGUGUCCCUUCCCCCUGACAGCCGAGCUGAACAGCACCAACCACGCCAUCCUGCAGACCAUGGUGCACUCGCUGGACCCCGAGGGGACCCCCCAGCCCUGCUGUGUCCCUGUCAGGCUCUCCCCCAUCUCCAUCCUCUACUAUGACAACAAUGACAACGUGGUGCUGCGGCACUACGAGGACAUGGUGGUGGACGAGUGUGGCUGCAGGUAGUGGGGGGGGCAGGGGGGGCCUGGAGGGAGCAUUGGGUGAUGGAUGGAAUAAAUCCAAGUGUGUUAAAUCCCCUCUGUGCUGGUGUUCAGGGAGUUUCCCCGAGCGUGCCAGAGCUUCCCCCAGGCUGCCCUGCUCCAGGUGCAGCCAGGGAGGAGGUUCUGGCCCCCAGGGGUGGCUGCUGGAGCUGGGAUGUGGGGGCAGCUCAGUGCUUGGCUCUCCCUGUAGCCUCUGGGGCUUCUGGGAUGAUGAUCGAGGCUGAUGGUGGCUGUUUGUUCCAUUCUCCAUGGGGAACAGCAGCUCCAGGCUGUGAAUCCCAGACCACUCUUGUGCUGGGCUGAGGGACCCGUGGUGGGAGCAGCUGGGGUGCUCCUGCUCUUCAGCUGGUUGGCUUGAUGCUGCUUGUUUCUUUUUUUGGUGACCUGGUGCUGGUGGGUGCUCAGGUGCAGGGCAGGUCCUGGGCUGUGCCAGGAGGAGGUGACACGUUUGCUCUGGUGUCACACAGGAGGGACUGAAUCCCCUUCCCCAGGGGAGGCAGAGCCUGGGGGAGCCCGGGUUUCCCUUGGGCUGUUUCUGGUGGGUGCCCCAAGGGGCAGCUGCUGCAGGACAGGUUGUGGCUGAGGAAGGGGGAGCAAAGCAGGGGCUGU
Apus apus (common swift) is the source of this 2245-nucleotide messenger RNA. RefSeq names its product derriere protein-like. The coding region runs from base 492 to 1601 and encodes 369 amino acids. Gene Ontology annotation, cellular component: extracellular region. The transcript has 2 exons. The record is from RefSeq and is a predicted model, not a curated record. NCBI's taxonomy places the organism in Eukaryota, Metazoa, Chordata, Aves, Apodiformes, Apodidae. Gene Ontology annotation, biological process: BMP signaling pathway; SMAD protein signal transduction. Gene Ontology annotation, molecular function: growth factor activity; cytokine activity.